Molecule: messenger RNA, 1317 nt
Organism: Prunus armeniaca (apricot)
Lineage: Eukaryota; Viridiplantae; Streptophyta; Magnoliopsida; Rosales; Rosaceae
Source: the annotation of a GenBank genome assembly
AUGGAUGUUACCUUUAUUGAAGAUGAAAUGUUCUUCUCUGAUACACCCGAGCAUGUCCUUCAGGAGGAGACUAGUAAACCGACUGAACUUGCUGAACCUGCUACAGAGGCCGAACCUGCUACACUAGUUGAACCUGCUAUUUUAACUGAUGUCACUAUUGUCACUGAACCAAUUGUCCCCCAUGAAGCUUCUCUAAUAGUACCUGAUCAAGCUCCCAUAGAUAUUCCUGAGGUAAGUGCUUCUAUUCAUACUUAUGAUAAUUAUUAUGUUUUACCGCUUAGAUGGAACCGUGGGGUUCCACCUGAUCGUUACUUACCAAAAGGCAAAGCGAGAUAUGCUAUUGCCCAUUAUGUGUCUGAUCACAGGUUAUCUCAUGAGUGCAAAACGUUUGUGACCAGAAUGGAUAAUAUUAAAAUUUCAACUCGUGUUGAAGAGGCAUUUAAUGAUCCAAAGUGGGCUGAAGCCAUGAAUAUUGAAAUGGAGGCGUUGCAAAAAAAUAAUACAUGGGACAUUGUUGAUCUACCAAAGGGAACGAAGCUUAUAGGAUGCAGAUGGGUGUUUACAGUUAAAUAUACUGCAUAUCGUACUGUGGAGAGGUACAAGGCAAGAUUAGUAGCUAAAUGGUUCACUCAGACAUAUGGAGUUGAUUGUCAUGAUACUUUUGAACUUGUGACUAAAAUGAAUACUAUCAGAGUUUUGUUGUCCUUAACAGUAAACUUGGAUUGGACCCUGAGGCAAUUUGAUGUAAAAAAUGCAUUCUUACAUGGUGAACUAGAAGUUGAAGUGUACAUGAGUCUUCCACCAGGGUAUAGGGUUACCGAUGAAAUGGGGAACGUGUGCAAAUUGAAAAAGGCAUUGUACAGGUUAAAGCAGUCUCCUCGAGCAUGGUUUGGCAGAUUUACCACAGCUAUGAAGAAGUUUGGUUACCAACAAGCCAAUACUGAUCAUACUAUAUUCAUUAAACAUAGGGCUGGUAAGGUCCCAACUAACAGAGAAAGAUACCAAAAGUUGGUUUGGAGAUUGAUUUAUUUAUUAUUGACACGCCCUGAUAUUGCCUAUGUUGUAAGCGUUGCUAGCCAAUUUAUGCAUUCACCUAGUGAGGAUCAUAUGACUGCUGUGAUGCAUAUUCUGAGUUACUUAAAGUCUACUCCUGGGAGAGGUUACACUGACAUAGAUUAUGCAGGGAAUAUUACAUAUAGACGUUCUACAUCAAGUUACUUGACCUUUGUUGGUGAUAACCUAGUUACAUGGCGUAGCAAGAAGCAAAAAGUUGUGUCUCGGUCCUCCGCAGAGUCUAAGUACAGAGGGAUUGCCUAA